CCCGAGCCGGCUGUGCUUGGUCACCCACUGCGCCACCCGGGCCACGGUUCCUUCGGCGCUAUCAUGGAGGGCGGCAGCGUGUCCUGCUCCCGCCACCGGCCUGCUGCGGCUCUGCCUGGAAACAGCAGCGCCAGGUCUCGACCCGGCAGCCAUUAGAGUGACUUAGCGAGCCCCCGGUGCCGAGGUCCCGCGGUCACCAGAUGGUGGUGAGCCGCUGUCCGGCCCGCAGGUCCAAGUGAUAACGGUACUGUCACCACGACUCAAACGUGCACUUCCUCCAACGUGCAUCCCAACCUUGAGAAAGCAAGCAGCUGCUUUUUGUCCAAGAAGACAGGGACCUGAAUCUGAGUGGAAGAUGUCUAUGGAUGUGACAUUUCUUGGGACAGGCGCAGCAUAUCCAUCCCCUACCCGAGGUGCCUCUGCAGUUGUCCUUCGGUGUGAGGGCGAGUGCUGGCUCUUUGAUUGUGGGGAGGGAACACAGACCCAGCUUAUGAAAAGCCAGCUGAAAGCAGGGAGGAUUACCAAGAUCUUUAUCACACAUCUCCAUGGAGACCACUUCUUUGGCCUUCCUGGCCUCCUCUGCACAAUCAGCCUACAGAGCGGCUCUGUGGUCACCAGGCAGCCCAUUGAAAUCUACGGCCCUGUGGGACUUCGGGACUUCAUCUGGCGAACCAUGGAGCUCUCUCACACGGAGUUGGUCUUUCCUUAUGUGGUCCAUGAGCUUGUUCCUACAGCAGAUCAGUGCCCUGCAGAAGACCUGAAAGAAUGUUUACAUGGGGAUGAAGCAGGCAGCUCUUCCAAAGAAGGACAAGGGCGGACCAUCCUGUUAGACUCGGAAGAAAACUCGUACCAUCUUGUUGAUGAUGAUCAGUUUGUGGUAAAAGCAUUUCGCCUCUUUCACAGAAUUCCCUCCUUUGGGUUUUCAGUGGUGGAAAAGAAACGCCCAGGUAAACUCAACGCACAGAAGCUAAAAGACCUUGGUGUUCCACCAGGUCCUGCCUAUGGGAAGCUGAAAAAUGGAAUUUCUGUUGUGUUGGAAAAUGGGGUUACAAUUUCUCCCCAAGAUGUCUUAAAAAAGCCUAUCCUUGGAAGAAAAAUCUGCAUACUGGGUGACUGCUCUGGGGUUGUGGAUGAUGGAGGAGUGAAGCUGUGCUUUGAAGCCGACCUGUUGAUCCAUGAGGCAACCCUGGAUGACUCCCAGAUGGACAAGGCAAAGGAGCAUGGCCACAGCACACCACAGAUGGCGGCCACCUUUGCCAAGCUGUGCUGCGCAAAAAGGCUGGUCCUGACUCACUUCAGUCAGAGGUACAAGCCUGUUGCCUUGGCCAGAGAGGGAGAAACAGAUGGCAUUACAGAGCUGAAAAAGCAGGCAGAGUCGGUGUUAGACCUCCAAGAGGUGACUGUUGCAGAAGACUUCAUGGUAAUUGCCGUUCCCAUCAAGAAAUGAAUUGGCGUCCUGUGUCCACGUGGACAUGCUGAUAAAUGUUUCCAAACCUGCAUUCAGAGUUCUGGCUUUGGCCCUAGUACUCCAUAAAGAUAGAGGUGCACUGCUGAUCUGACUCAGUAGUGAGAGGGAGCAAGGUUUUUAUAAUAAAUUGUUUUUAAAA
Jaculus jaculus (lesser Egyptian jerboa) is the source of this 1607-nucleotide messenger RNA. RefSeq names its product elaC ribonuclease Z 1 (gene Elac1). The transcript has 4 exons. The coding region runs from base 356 to 1447 and encodes 363 amino acids. Gene Ontology annotation, molecular function: 3'-tRNA processing endoribonuclease activity. The record is from RefSeq and is a predicted model, not a curated record. NCBI's taxonomy places the organism in Eukaryota, Metazoa, Chordata, Mammalia, Rodentia, Dipodidae. Gene Ontology annotation, cellular component: nucleus.